UCAUCUCAAAAAACGGUAAGCCAAACAGCCUCUUCAUUUUCUUCGAGCCGAUGGAGCAGAGCUGCAAGCUUGGGGAAGGAAGGGGUUCUUCUAAUCUUGUCUGUCUCCUCCUUCAGUUAUAUUUUCCUUUCUCUGUGCGCUCUGAUCUGAUCCUUAGGCCUGUGACUGGUGUUUUCUGUUGUGUUUGAUUGCGACGAAGAUAAAUCUCGCUUCUGUUUCCGUGGCUUUGAAUUUGGGCUCUGAGUGGUAGUCCAUGCUUAAAUUUGCAGUUCUAUUUCCAUGUUUUUGUUUGAUUUUGUUUUAGCCGUUUCUAUGUUUCACGAUUUAUCUGCACAUCAUGGUAGCUGGACAGACUGCACAAUAGAAAAGGGAAAAAAUAAUUAAGAAAGGAAUUAGGGUUCGCAUCUUCGCUUGGACCAUUACCCCGAAUGUCAGCUUCUGGGUAAAAGCAUGGGCAUCUCCUGUUUUGGAGCCAUCCGUCCUGAGGAAUUAGUCCACAGGUGUAUUAUAGUUUAGAGUACGAAUGAAUAAAACUGAGAAUAAUGGUGUACCAAUACGGAAUGAAUGGUAGUUUUGAUUUUUGCAGUUUUCAAAGAAGUGAAAAGACGAGAAGUUCUGGUUUAAUAAGUUUUUUUUCUUAUAUUAAUGUUAGAAUUAUAGGAGAUAGAAAAUGAUGAAAUUAACUCUCAAGACUUAGAGGCGCAUAAACACUUCUUAAAGGUAGUUGAAGUCUCUCAAUCAGCAAAUGUAGAAAACAACGGCAAUUUCUAAUUUUGGGAUUUAACUAAGUCCACACUUUGGGUGCAAAAGGUGAAAUCCCUUACCUUAAGGCCCCCACACAUUGUCCUAUGCACGUAAGAGGGGUUAAUCACGGUACACGACGGCUCUCAAGGUAGAAGGCACAGUGUAUAAUGCCCACAAGGAGCCACUCCCACAAGAGGAUAAAAUUCUCACACUGCGACUGUCAUGAUUCGAACCUAUAUCCUCGGGUGCAAUUUUCUACCUUGUGAAUCAUCCGUGCUACGCCCAUAAGGACUUAACUAAGUCCACACUGACUCUACAUUGAGUUGCUUUUCUCUACUUGAAAUAGCGUAAUUACCCCUAUUGAUGUCUCAAAAACACACAAGGAUUACUUUUUUAGUAAUGUUAUUUAAAUAAAAUGUAUUAGAAUAGUAUGGGGUGCUAAUUAUUUAUUGAGUUGGUGUUUGUUAAUCAAGAUAUUUGGCUGGGGGAGGGAAGGGUCAGAUAUGGAAAGUAUUUCGAAUAUUUGUACUUUUCAACGUGUUUGUUAAAGUUAUCGAACAUUCUCUAAAAAAGUCUUCAUGUGACCUCUUAUUUCACUUUUUUUAGAUAAAUUUAUUUGACUUCCCUCCUCAUAUAAAUUUAUUUGACAUUUUACAGAAAAGUCCAAAUUAUUCAUAUGCCCUCGUAUAAAAAUCGCACCCAUUUCUUUUCACUUCUUCAUCUUCUUCCUCACCCAUUUCUUUUCUUCACAUGUUCAUCUUCUUCCUGCCACCGGAAAACCCCCGUUCACCAAUUUCUUCAUCUUCUUCCUCACCCAUUUCUUCUUCCCCAUCUUCUUCAUCUUCUCACCGAGCUUCCCCCUUCGCUUCACUGUUGGUCUCCUUCGCCAAAAUCCUCAUUGCCACCGCCAAUUACUGCCCACCUCCACCACUGCCCCCAGCCCCAUCCCCGCUACUCUCCACUGCCACUGUUUCUGAUUUCCAAAUAUGUUUUUAAUCUGAUUUUUGAUUUCUUCUUCUGAUUUGUUCUUAAAAUCAGUUUUGAUUUCUAAUUUACAUAUCAGUUCUUAAUCUGAUUUGCAAUUUUGUCUUCUGAUAUGUUCUUAAUCGCGGUUCUGAUUUCUGAUUCCAGAUCUCCUCUUCCUCCUCCUCCAAUUUCCAGAUCCUAUUCUUAUUUGAUUCCUGAUUUUCUUCAAAUUUCUUCUUCGGAUCUGUCCUUAAUCUUCUGCCACCACCAUCAGUGUUCCACAUUCUUUUUCAAAAUUCCAGAUUGUCCACCUUCAAUUGUUUACCCACUUCCCUGUUUUUGUUUUUUUGGAUAUAUUUUUUAUAAUAAUUAUAAUAUUUUCAUUGAAAAUAAAUUUAAAUAUUUGGUAAUAGGGAUAUUUUGGUAAAAAAACCCUUAUAUCGGUGCUUAUUAUAUGUAUUUAACAAACAUAUGGAAAAAAAAAGUACAAUUCUAAAUGGAUUUCAAAAAAAUUAACAAAUAGUUUGAUAAAAAUUUUGGAAUGCUUUCCAAUCUUAUCUUGGCCAUUCCAUAUUUUGAUUCGAAAAUCAUUCCAGUCUUAUCUUGAUACUCUCUUAUCUUGCUCAUUUUAAUAAACGCUACCUGAAACAGGAUACCAUGCGAGUAGGGUUGCUUGUGCAGCAGGCAUGAGGCAUAAAUGCUCGUGGCCCUGACAUUUAUCAUGUUAACAUAUAAGUGCUUGUGCUGCAAGCAUUUAUCUUCCCGUACUUCAAAUUUUUUUUGAUGUGGGACAUUAAUAUAGGGGCAAUAUAGUGGCGAUCUAUAAAUGCUUGUGUCAUGAGUGUCUAUAGCUCAGAUCUAUAAACACUCAGGACAUGAGUGUAUUUAGAGCACCAAUACAUUUAUUUGUUCUAAACGUGUGCAUGGCAUGCAAGUUUUUAUAGCUAAAAAGAAUAUUUUUUUUUAAACAAACCUAUUUUCUAACCUGUAGAGAGUACAUAGCAAUGGCAUAUAAAAAGUAAAACAAAACAACACAACACAACAAAUUCAAACAAAUAUUAUAUAAAAGGUUUGAGCUAUAAUAUACACGAAAACUUGAAAUAUUUACUAUGUCAUUGAAUAGAAAGCUAAUAAUACUUCCAACUAGCGUGACAUGAGUCCUUCUUUUCCUAGAAGAUUCAUGCAUUAUUAUUAUCUCGUGAAAAUUACUUCCAAGUUUUCCAUUGCUCUGGCUUCUGGUGCUGCUUGGAAGGUGUCUUCUCUCUUUCUUUGCAGGUGAGGAUUCAAAUUCAGAGAUCAAGUUCCAAAAUUGGUAGAAACAGCUUCAGGGAGAAUCGAUAUCCAGCAUUCAAUCUCAUGUCUUCCAGAUAAAAUGAUUGAUGGUUCAGGGACUCCACAAAGUUUGCUGAUAUACAUGCUUUGUCAAUUUGUAGGUUGGAAGUGUUGAGAUGGGAUAAUCAGGAUGUUGUUUAUCUCAUUUUACAUCCAUCAAUUGUCAAUAGGAAACUUCAGCUCCAUAAAGCCCCACCAAGAAUUUAUGUAGAAUCUUCCUUUCUUCCUCCUGCCCCUGUGGACAUAAAUCUCAAGCUUCUCAUCAAGGUGUUUCCUUCAGUCCCAGCUACUGACAUACAUGGUAAUCAAAUGGAAAUGACAAUUCAGAGAGACAGAGAGAGAGAGAGAGAGAUGAAAAACGCACAAGCAGUAACCAGGAAACUUGCAGUCCUGGUGAGCUUCAGGAAAGGGCACCCGAUCCAUCAGCCCAGCCGGGUUCGAAAAUUUCCUGCAAAACAAUGUUUCAGUGCCAAACAUUUGCUGGAUUAAAGUUCAUCUCAUCCACUGUCAUCCUGUUCAUAAUAUUCAAUAAUGCAGAGGCAUAUGAUUCACUGGAUCCAUUUGGAAACAUAACCGUCCGAUGGGAUAUCAUGUCUUGGACUACAGAUGGCUAUAUGGCCACAGUGACACUGAACAAUUUUCAGUUGUUUCGGCACAUAAUCAGCCCCGGAUGGACCUUGGGAUGGUCGUGGCGGAAGAAGGAAAUCAUUUGGACCAUGGUCGGAGCACAAGCAACAGAACAAGGAGACUGCUCGAAAUUCAAAGGAAACGUACCUCACAGUUGCUCCAGACAUCCCACGGUCGUUGACUUGCUUCCUGGAGCCCCUUACAACCAGCAGUACUCAAACUGCUGCAAAGGCGGCGUGUUGUCGUCGUGGGGCCAAGAUCCAGCAGCUGCAGUCGCAGCCUUCCAGAUCGGUGUUGGACUGUCCGGAACCUCCAAUAAAACAGUGAAACUGCCCAAGAAUUUCACUCUGCUUGGUCCUGGACCAGGCUACACUUGUGGCCCUGCAAAGGUUGUUCCCCCCUCGGGAUUUCUCAGCUCUGAUCACAGGCGAAAAACCCGAGCACUGAUGACUUGGAAUGUGACAUGCACUUACUCACAGUUCCUGGCUUCCAAGUACCCUGCGUGCUGUGUUUCCUUCUCAUCUUUCUACAAUAACACCAUCAUUCCUUGUCCGUCGUGUUCUUGUGGCUGCCAGAACAUAGAAAACUGCAUCAAGGUUGAAUCGGAUGAUGUGAAGAGGCCAGAACUCAAUGCCACGAUGAGGAAGGAUACUACGCCGCUACUGCAGUGCACGCAUCACAUGUGUCCGAUAAGAGUGCACUGGCAUGUGAAGCUCAACUACAAGGAAUAUUGGCGGGCAAAGAUAGCAAUCACUAAUUUCAAUUACAGAAUGAACUAUACGGAGUGGACUCUCGUGGUGCAGCAUCCGAAUCUCGACAACGUGACUCAAGUUUUUAGCUUUGAAUACAAGCCUCUUCUGCCUUAUCAAUCCAUCAAUGAUACCGGCAUGUUCUAUGGCAUGAAAUUCUACAAUGAUGUGCUAAUGGAAGCUGGGCUACUAGGGAAUGUUCAGUCUGAGCUGCUUCUUCAGAAGAACAAGGAAACGUUUACCCUCAGGCAAGGAUGGGGAUUUCCUCGGAAGGUUUACUUCAAUGGCGAGGAAUGCCAGCUUCCACCUCCUGAUGCGUACCCCUUUUUACCAAACUCUGUCAGCAGAAAUCCUGCCACGAUACUUCUAGGGCCUGCAAUGUCCAUGCUGUUGUUGAUAAUGAUCUUGUCCAUCUGCUGAUCAUAUUCCUGUCACCACAGGCUCGGGUUUUUGUGAAUUCCCAGGUAGAAGGUUUAAAGGAAUCGCCAUAUUCUUAAGAACUAUGAAGUGAUUCCCAGAUGGUAGUUUACAGAGAAAACAAAAGUUGGGGGAAGAGGAUUGUGAGGCUUGUGGAUUGUGAAGAGUGAAUCUUUUCCUUCACUACUUGAGUGCUUAUCUUGUCUGCAACGUUAUGCUCAAAUUCAACUUGAACUUGAGAAGGCAAAAUGAGACGGAGAUGAAGGAUAAGAACAAACUUAAACCCGAUGGCGUACAUGUCAAGAUAUUUCAGAAAGAAACAAUCAAAAGUGUCUAAAUAGUCAAAUCUUUGUAGUAGGAGGCUUGCACAAAGAUGCCUCUUAGUCACCCCCAAGCAACUCACAAGACAUUUAGAGGCAACAAAAAACAACAAUAUUGUAACAAGUUGAUAAAUUGAAGGGAUAUUCAUCUCGGAGACUGAACUGAAAGGUAACAUGAGUUAUAGGGAAUGAGAGAUCAUCACUAAUAAGCUCAACCGUAAAGAAAAAAAUUACUAAAAAAUGAGACUUCUUUAGACGGUGGACUCUACAUCUGUUCCCAGUUGAGUUAUAUUAUUUGGGUAGCCAAAAUUGUAAGUUGGACACCUGGGGACCAUUUUCAUCAUUGCAAGCUUAGUCUCUUUAAAUGAGGUGAGGUGGAGACACGAUGA
Molecule: messenger RNA, 5544 nt
Organism: Diospyros lotus (date-plum)
Lineage: Eukaryota; Viridiplantae; Streptophyta; Magnoliopsida; Ericales; Ebenaceae
Product: COBRA-like protein 4
Exons: 9
Coding region: 3501-4838 (445 amino acids)
Biological process (GO): plant-type cell wall cellulose biosynthetic process; cellulose microfibril organization
Cellular component (GO): plasma membrane
Source: RefSeq, a predicted model, not a curated record